Messenger RNA from Verticillium nonalfalfae, 2157 nucleotides. RefSeq lists its product as uncharacterized. Gene Ontology annotation, molecular function: phosphatidylinositol binding. NCBI's taxonomy places the organism in Eukaryota, Fungi, Ascomycota, Sordariomycetes, Glomerellales, Plectosphaerellaceae. The record is from RefSeq and is a predicted model, not a curated record. The coding region runs from base 1 to 2157 and encodes 718 amino acids. The transcript is spliced from 3 exons.
AUGUCUACCCCCUCGCCGGCCUUGACGGCCAAGCAAACAGCGGCUCUCUUUAACAUCCUCACGCACCACGAAACAUAUGACGAAAUCGAAGCUCUCAAACAGCCCGAUACCAUCCUCAGCUAUGGCCACCCCUUCACCUCCGAGGCGCCAGUCGCCAACAGCAGUCCGAAAGGCAGCUCAAGGAACAGCUCGAGGAGCAAUUCCAAGACGAGUGCCAAGAGCACGAGUCCCAACGGCAGCAUGAAGAGCGCCAAGAGCGCAAAGGCAUCUACAGAUUCCAUCGCCGCCUCGCCCGUCCUCCAAACCCUCCUUCGUCGCUUCCUCCUCACGCUGCCGGGCCUGCGCGAUCUUCCCGAGGACUUCUGGAGCGUCCGCGUCCAAGGUCUCCUGACGCGCCUGGCGGCUGCUGACCUGUCCGAGAGCUACGACAAGGGCGCCAUGGGCACCAGGAAGACCCUGGCCACGGCCUUUUCGGCCAUGAUUGAGUCGCUCGUCAGGGGGUGUCUCGGCGGGUGUCCGCCCAGCAGAGGCGCCAGCGACAAGGAGGAGAAGUACGAUCUCAAGGAUGCGAAGGAGCUUGAGAGGGCAUUCAACGACGUGCUGUACGGCGUGGUAUAUGGUGACUUGAUCGACGACAUCACCGUCCAUGUUGAGAAGUCGGCCGACCUCGAGGCGCAUUCGCCGAGAAUCGCAGCGGCGGUGGAGUAUGUCAUCUUACACUUGGCAACACUGUUCCAUCAGGUCUUCAUCUUGUCGCCCGAAGGCGAGUAUCUGCGAAAGCUCAUUGAGAGCGUCCACGGCAUGCUUCCGUAUGCUGUCAUCCGCCAAACAUUACGCAUGAGCAAUGCCGCUACCAUGAUGUCCGGUAUGCUGAAGCUGUUCCUGUCAAAGCUGAGUCUUGGUGGUUUCUCGAAUUACAUUGGCCUCACGAAGAACGCCAAUGACGGGAUGAAUCUGCUGCAACGUAUCAUAUCCGUCGUCACCGGCUGGGACAGCGCCGAGUUCAAGAAAACCCUGGACAAGAUCGAAAAGAGGGAAAACGCCCCCAGCAGUGACGUCCUCGCGGCCCUCAAAGCCCACGCCAAAGCCUCCGCCUUGGUUCGCGCCAGCGCGAGAAACGAAUCCCAAAAGUCAUCCCAAUCCAUCAUCACCAUCAUUCUCAACAAGUCCGCCCCGGCGCUCGCCACGAAGCUCUCGACGGACCAGCACGCCCAAUGCCAGGAAUACUACGCCGCGCUCCUGUCGAUUCGCGACCGCGACGAGCUGACGACGGCCCUGUGUACGCAGUCGCCGGACCUCUUCACGCAGACGGUGCGCGACCUCGUCGGCGGCUUCGAGCCCUACAUCCGCGCCAUCCACGACAAGAUUGACCUGCGCGAGCACGUGCAGGACUACCAGAGCUUCGUCGACCAGUUCAUCGCCGCGAGCAAGCCGCAAGCGACGGGCGGCGCGGGCGCCGAGACGCGGCUGCCCUCGGUCGAGGACUACGUGGCGCUGCUGCGCACGAACAGGCACAUGCUCUACCGGUGGAUGCACCACGGCGCGGCGCAGGCGCCCGAGGUGCGCAACGUGUUCAAGGGCUGGGCCAAGGAGGCGGUCGUGCACUUUCGCAAGCCGGGCGUCGAGGUCGCGGUGCCGGGCUCGUCGGCGCACGUCGAGGGCACCAUGGUCGAGAGCAUGGCGGACGCGUUCGCUGCGCUGUCGGAGGAGGUGCGGGGCCCGCUGCUGCCCGUCCUUGAUGCGCACGCCGGCCACCUCGACGCGCUCGAGGCGCUGUCCGUGGGGCGCAUGCAGCAGAUCAUCGACGGCGGGUCGUCGACCAUGGCGGGGCCGGGCAUCUUUCUCGUGUCGUGGCAGGCGCUGCUCGACAGCACGCUCAUCACGCCGGCGACGCCUGACGGGGCGGUGCGGCGGGGCAAGGACGUGCAGAACAAGACGGUGGAGGGCAAGGCGGGCGCGACGGAUGAUGCUGGCGAGACUGAAGAGGACAAGGAGACGAGGAAGGAGGGCGAGGAGGCGCGGAAGAAGGUCUUGGGCUCGCUGCCCGAGGGUCCUGACGUGACGCCGGUUGUUGAGGUGAUGGGCGCUGUCUUCCGCAAGCUGAUUGCGGAUGCCGAGGGAGGCAGCGACUCUGGCAGUGAUAUUUCGAUAGACUAG